UGUGGCCCGUGCACGGCUUCCGGUGGCGGGACGCGGGGCCGCGCACGCGGGAAAAGCUUCCCCGGUGUCCCCCCCAUCCCCCGCCCCCCCCCGCGUCCCCCCAGUGCGCCCACCUCCUGCGCCGGGGCCCUAGCGAGGCUGCAGCCUGAAGAGAUUCCCAACCUGCUGAGCUUCCGCCCACCCACUCAGGAGCUGGGGCCCAGCCCCCAGUUUACUCGGUUUCCCUUGUGCAGCCCGGGGCUCUGCCCAGGCCACCACGGGCAGGGGUCGACAUGGCAGAGACACUGGAGUUCAACGACAUCUAUCAGGAGGUGAAAGGCUCCAUGAAUGAUGGUCGACUGAGGUUGAGCCGCCAGGGCAUCAUCUUCAAGAACAGCAAGACGGGCAAAGUGGACAACAUCCAGGCUGGGGAGUUAACGGAAGGCAUCUGGCGCCGUGUUGCUCUGGGCCAUGGACUUAAACUGCUUACAAAGAAUGGCCAUGUCUACAAGUAUGAUGGCUUCCGAGAAUCGGAGUUUGAGAAACUCUCUGAUUUCUUCAAAACUCACUAUCGCCUUGAGCUAAUGGAGAAGGACCUUUGUGUGAAGGGCUGGAACUGGGGGACGGUGAAAUUUGGUGGGCAGCUGCUUUCCUUUGACAUUGGUGAGCAGCCAGUCUUUGAAAUACCCCUCAGCAACGUGUCCCAGUGCACCACUGGCAAGAAUGAGGUGACACUGGAAUUCCACCAAAACGAUGACGCAGAGGUGUCUCUCAUGGAGGUGCGCUUCUACGUCCCUCCCACCCAGGAGGAUGGUGUGGACCCCGUUGAGGCCUUUGCCCAGAAUGUGUUGUCGAAGGCGGAUGUAAUCCAGGCCACGGGAGAUGCCAUCUGCAUCUUCCGGGAGCUGCAGUGUCUGACUCCUCGAGGUCGUUACGACAUUCGGAUCUACCCCACCUUUCUGCACCUGCAUGGCAAGACCUUUGACUACAAGAUCCCCUACACCACAGUACUGCGUCUGUUUUUGUUACCCCACAAGGACCAGCGACAGAUGUUCUUUGUGAUCAGCCUGGACCCCCCAAUCAAGCAAGGCCAGACUCGCUACCACUUCCUCAUCCUCCUCUUCUCCAAGGACGAGGACAUUUCGUUGACUCUGAACAUGAACGAGGAAGAAGUGGAGAAGCGCUUUGAGGGUCGCCUCACCAAGAACAUGUCAGGAUCCCUCUAUGAGAUGGUCAGCCGGGUCAUGAAAGCGCUGGUGAACCGCAAGAUCACAGUGCCAGGCAACUUCCAAGGGCACUCAGGGGCCCAGUGCAUUACCUGUUCCUACAAGGCGAGCUCAGGACUGCUCUACCCGCUGGAGCGGGGCUUCAUCUACGUCCACAAGCCACCUGUACACAUCCGCUUCGACGAGAUCUCCUUUGUCAACUUUGCUCGUGGUACCACUACGACUCGUUCCUUUGACUUUGAAAUUGAGACCAAGCAGGGCACUCAGUAUACCUUCAGCAGCAUUGAGAGGGAGGAGUAUGGGAAACUGUUUGAUUUUGUCAACGCGAAAAAACUCAACAUCAAGAACCGAGGAUUGAAAGAGGGCAUGAACCCAAGCUACGAUGAAUAUGCCGACUCUGAUGAGGACCAGCAUGAUGCCUACUUGGAGAGGAUGAAGGAGGAAGGCAAGAUCCGGGAGGAGAAUGCCAAUGACAGCAGCGAUGACUCGGGAGAAGAAACCGAUGAGUCAUUCAACCCAGGUGAAGAGGAGGAAGAUGUGGCAGAGGAGUUUGACAGCAAUGCCUCAGCCAGCUCCUCCAGUAAUGAGGGCGACAGUGACCGGGAUGAGAAGAAGCGGAAACAGCUCAAAAAGGCCAAGAUGGCCAAGGACCGCAAGAGCCGCAAGAAGCCUGUGGAGGUGAAGAAGGGCAAAGACCCCAAUGCCCCGAAGAGGCCCAUGUCUGCAUACAUGCUAUGGCUCAAUGCCAGCCGAGAGAAGAUCAAGUCAGACCAUCCUGGCAUCAGCAUCACAGAUCUUUCCAAGAAGGCAGGCGAGAUCUGGAAGGGAAUGUCCAAAGAGAAGAAAGAGGAGUGGGAUCGCAAGGCUGAGGAUGCCAGGAGGGAAUAUGAAAAAGCCAUGAAAGAAUAUGAAGGGGGCCGAGGCGAGUCUUCUAAGAGGGACAAGUCAAAGAAGAAGAAGAAAGUAAAGGUAAAGAUGGAAAAGAAAUCCACGCCCUCUAGGGGCUCAUCAUCCAAGUCAUCCUCAAGGCAGCUAAGCGAGAGCUUCAAGAGCAAAGAGUUUGUGUCUAGUGAUGAGAGCUCUUCGGGAGAGAACAAGAGCAAAAAGAAGAGGAGGAGGAGCGAGGACUCUGAAGAAGAAGAACUAGCCAGUACUCCCCCCAGCUCAGAGGACUCGGCGUCAGCAUCCGAUGAGUAGAAACGGAGGAAGGUUCUCUUUGCGCUUGCCUUCUCACACCCCCAGACUCCCUACAUUUUGGUACCCGUUUCUCCUCAUGAAAUGUAGUCCCUGGAUUCUGUGCCAUCUGAACAUGCUCUCCUGCUGGUGUGUAUGUCACUAGGGCCGUGGGGAGACUUCUUAACUCUGCUGCUUCCCAAGGAUGGCUGUUUAUAAUUUGGGGAGAGAGAGGCUGGGAGGCAGGGCAAUGCAGGAUCAAAAUCCUCAUCUUACUUUCCCGACCUUAAUUAAGGAUGUAGCUGCUGCUGGUCCUGUUCAAGUUGCUGGAGCGGGGGUCAUGUGAGGCCAGGCCUGUAGCUCCUACCUGGGGCCUAUUUCUACUUUUAUUUUGUAUUUCUGGUCUGUGAAAAUGAUUUAAUAAAGGGAACUGACUUUGGAAA
Piliocolobus tephrosceles (Ugandan red Colobus) is the source of this 2821-nucleotide messenger RNA. It is a transcript of the gene SSRP1, whose product is annotated as structure specific recognition protein 1. Gene Ontology annotation, molecular function: DNA binding; histone binding; nucleosome binding. The transcript is spliced from 17 exons. The record is from RefSeq and is a predicted model, not a curated record. NCBI's taxonomy places the organism in Eukaryota, Metazoa, Chordata, Mammalia, Primates, Cercopithecidae. Gene Ontology annotation, cellular component: FACT complex; nucleus. Bases 273 to 2402 code for a protein of 709 amino acids. Gene Ontology annotation, biological process: regulation of chromatin organization.